This is a messenger RNA of Acanthopagrus latus (yellowfin seabream), 5979 nucleotides long. RefSeq names its product TOG array regulator of axonemal microtubules protein 1. Gene Ontology annotation, molecular function: microtubule binding. The transcript has 23 exons. NCBI's taxonomy places the organism in Eukaryota, Metazoa, Chordata, Actinopteri, Spariformes, Sparidae. Gene Ontology annotation, biological process: microtubule cytoskeleton organization. Bases 467 to 5032 code for a protein of 1521 amino acids. Gene Ontology annotation, cellular component: cilium; cytoplasmic microtubule. The record is from RefSeq and is a predicted model, not a curated record.
CUGGGCUGAUGAGACCGCCUCGAGGAGCAUGGCUCGCGUCACCAUGGAAGCGCUCAGUUUGCGACAUGUAUUCGCCAUUUUGCUUUCUCGGUGCGUGUGUGUGCGUGUGUGUAUAUGUGUGUGUGCGUGUGUAUGUGUGGGCUCCCCUCUCUGAGAAUACCUCAGUAGCCUUCUAACGUUCAACACUUCAGACGCCAGCUGAAACAACCGAGGAAAAUGUCUGCACUGAGAGAACUGUAGCUGCCGCAGCAUGACACCGACAUUUGGACGACGUAACAUGAGAUAAGUCUCGUCGAGCGUCAGCGAAGAGAAGCUGGGGAAUGCAAGCUUGACAUACAUCAGAGUGGUUUUUCCAUCUCCAACCACUCAGGAUGAAAGCACGAUGUAAAGAGGAGGGAUACUAUUGUCCUCACAGGAUUGCUUCUUCGGAUUCUCGAAUGUGACCACAUCCACAAUACCAUCAAUAAUGAUACCUGGAUUGAUCUCCCAGGAGUUACAUGAGCAACUUCUGGACCCAAAGAAUUACCAAAAUCGCACAAAUGGGGUGGAAGAGCUCAAACACAUCCUCUCAGAAGUGGACAUGAAAACAGUCCCAUCUGGCAGUAUCAAGGAGUUCAUCAAUUUUCUUCCACAACUUCUGGAUGACAGUAAUUUCAAAGUAUUGUACGGCACCUUACAAGUUUUAAACUUACUCAUUCAGAAGCUAGAUACUAUGGGUGUAGACAGAUAUUUCAAACCCAUAGUCUUAGUGGCUCUGAAAGCUCUAGGGGACACACGCACCAUCACCAGAAAUGAGUACAUGAAUGUGUUUCGACAGCUGAUGAAAAACGUUGCACCACAACGAAUAUUGGACCUUGUCACUGGCAACUUGAAACACAAGAAUUCAAGAGUCCGGGAAGAUGUCCUUAACAUCAUCAUGGCAGCUAUGCUCACUCAUCCUCGGAAAGAUUUCAACAUCCCCAAGCUUUGUUUUGAGGUUGCACCGUACUUGGCAGACAGCAAAAGGAAGGUUCGCCAUGCCACCCUUGAACUGUUUGCAGUUUUUGACUAUUGCCUUGACACAGGGAAAAAGCAGCCUCUAAUGAAAGCUGUGGACAUGGUUGAACUGAACGAGGAUGCAGAGGGUCUUAUGGCAGCUGUACAGGCGAGACGAGCAAGACACGUCCUACCUAAACUCUCCUCAGAGGGAGAAGUGGAGUAUGGCUUGGUGGUGCCCAAACCAGGACAGCGGUGCUCCCUGCAGUAUGGUUCUGGAGCUGAUUUGGACUGGGUGAUGAAUGGAGGGCGGGUAAGCAGUGCUAGGAGCCACAGAACUGAACCAGACUGCGACCGAUGGUAUGGCUAUGGUAGCCUGGGCUCGCUCACUGAUGAUCUUCCACUUCAAAGGAGGAUUGUCAGCGCUGGUAAAGGGAAGAACAAACUGCCGUGGGAGAUGUCGAGCUUCUCAUCCACUGAGAAUGACCAGCAGUGCAGCACCCCUAAUGGAAAGUGCUCUAAACAGGUGGCCAGUGAUGAUUUCCUCCCCCUAUCCAGGAAGCUGAGUCCAGAGACCUACAUACCCAGUUUCAGUUCUGCAGAGUCUCCGAAGCCAAAAUCCUCCCAGAGGAGGGCGUCCCCUACACGCCUCAGAAGAAGUGGAAGCCUCAACUUGGAUCCCGACAUCUUUAAAUCCACUAACUUCUCUGACCUAGAUGUUGUGGCACCCAAAGGACGCAUGCUCUCAAGGAACCCCAGUGUUGAGCGGACAUUUUCCCUCCCCUCGAACCCCACCACAUCUGGCUCCUUUCUGCUGCCCUCCUAUCCACUGGCUACACUCCCAGGAGGCAUGCUCACUCCGACACUGUCCCGUCGUCAUGUUGACUCAUCCCUCUCUAUGUCCAACACCUGGCCCAACAAAAGAGAGAGCAGUCCUCACCAGCAAGACACCAGCCCCUGGAGAGAAACAACAGGCACAGCAAAGGGAGACCAGCUCUCUAGCAGAUGCUCUCCCCGGCCACUUCGUGCCUCCCUCGUGAGUUCUUCUUCCACUUCAUCGUUUCGUCGGGCUCUGAGCAGCACCAGGGCAACCCUGUCUAUCUCGCCUGUUGUCCCUACAGCAGAGCAGGUCCAGUCCCAUAAUGGCCUGAGGUCCAACGCUCCAGGCAGCCCUCAGAAUCAGCUAGAUAGGAGCCUUAAUCUGGACACUGAUGGCAUCAGCAUGGUGCAAGAUCCUCAAGAAGAAGAUCCUCUGGACAUGCAGGAGAUGCUAAACUCCCUGCGCUCUUUGCGCAACAGCGCUGCCAAGAAGAGGGCAAAAGUCAGCCUUAGCAGUUCAGAUCCAGAUCCAGACAGCCCUGACUCAGCUGUGAGGCUGGACCUGGGUCUGGAUUCACCACCACACACUUCUCCAAUGACUGCUAGCUCAGCCAGCGAAAGUGGUCUUUCCAGUCUGAGCUCAGUUGCAAACUUAAGCUUCAAUGGCAUCAAAACCAGCAGCCCUGGAAAUUCAGCCACUUCAGGAAUGAAACCUCGCAUUGCAAGAGUGCCUUCUGCAAAACUGAGGUCUUCUAUGUCCAUGGACUUCAUUAGCCCUCAAGGGGUGUCUCAGAGAAACGAGCUGUCAUAUGACGUAGGUGUUGUUGGGCAGAGAGUCACUUAUUCCAAUGGAACUAUAAAAACUGAGGAAGAGACAACAGGGCCGUCUCCUCCAUUGGUCAAACCAGCCCUCCGGGAAUCAGUCAGAGCUCUGAAACCUCCCAAAGGAUCUCAGAGCCAAGGCAGCAGGAGCUCACCAGCCACAGAUAUGCCUGAAGGAGUCAUUGGAAGAGGUAUGUUUGGCAACGGCAUGUCCUCCAGCAGUCCUGGAGCCGCCUUGUCACUUGAGCAGGGUGAUUCUGUAGCCAAACCCCCCCACGCUCCCCCAGCAGGCAUCUACAGCCGUGCUCUGUCUGGCAGUCACAGAGACAGUGAUGACAGCCCGUGUCCUGAUGAGAUUAAGCAGAGGGUGAAGAAUUCGAGGUUUGGCCAGGAUAAAACACGGUUGCAGUGUCUGGAACAGCAAGAGGGGCAGUUCAGUCAAGGGGACCACACGCGGGAGAACAUUCGCCACCGGGUCAGACAGAUGCUGUCUGACUCACCCACAGAAGAAAACAGAGCAUUAAUCAUCAAAGAUCUGCAUCUGAACGGUAGCACACUGACCUCCACUAAAGCAGACCUUCUCUCUGAUGAGUCCCCUAUCAGCCCCAACAGCCCUGUCAGCCCACCUGGACCACAAAGCCCCACCAAGUGCUUCACUCCGCCCCACCAGCCGAGCCCCCCCACAGUGCCCCCAAACCCCAAAAACAUGUCCCGUCUCAGAAGGGCCCCUAGCCUCAGCAGAACCCGACCAUCGCUGUCCCACAGCUCAGAUGAGCUGUCCCCUGGUACUAUGGGUCGCAAGAAAAACCUCUCAGAGCCUCUGGAGCUGUGUCCAUUCCCCAAGCCUGACCUGGCACUGACACAGAGCUUUAACCUGCUUAGCUCUGAAGACUGGGAGAAGAAGAUCGAGGGUCUGACGUUCAUGCGCAGUCUGGCUCACUACCACUCAGACACACUACAGGGCCGCCUGCAUGAUGUCUGCCUGUCUCUCAUUCAAGAGGUGAAGAACCUGCGGUCAGGUGUGUCCAGGGUUGCAGUGUGUACAUUGGGGGACUUGUACACCCACCUGCAGAAGGCGAUGGACCAGGAGCUGGAGGGGACAGUUAAAGCUUUACUGCAGAAGGCAGGGGAGAGCAACGCUUUCAUCAGGCAGGAUGUGGAUGCAGCACUGGACUGCAUGGUGCAGCACUGCACACCUACACGCAGCAUCGGCGCUCUACUCUCUGGAGGACUCAGUCACCUCAAUGCAGUGGUAAGAAAAUGCACUGCUCAACAUCUUGCUAAUCUGGUGGACAAGGUCGGUGCUGUCCGUCUUCUGUCUGGAGGUAAAGAUCUCACUGAUAGAAUCUUACCUGCCGUCACCAAACUCGCACAAGACUCCUCACAGGAAGCCAGGUACUUUGGUCGUCGAAUGUUGCUGUCCCUGUCAUCCCACCCUGACUUUGACAAGAUCCUGGAGAAGUAUAUCCCCACCAAAGACCUGCCGACUGUUAGAGACACUGUCUUCACUCUCAAGACAAAGGGUCUUGGUGAGAUGCCCCAGGACACACAGUCAGCCAGGGGUAGACGCUCCCUCCCAGGCAGUGGUACAGUCAGAGCGUCAUCUCUCACCAGGGAGCCACUCAAUCAGACCAACAGGGAUUCUAAUAGCAAUUAUAGCUGCAGAUCUCAGACACAGAGUAUUGCAGACAAGAAUGAGUACAUCAAGCAGAUCUCAGGUCUGCUGGGUUCAAAGGACUUCAAAGAAAGGAUCAAGGGAAUCGACCAGCUCACAGCUGACUGCCAGCACAACCCCAACAUUGUCAUCAAUAGUAUUUUCCCGGUGUUUGAUGCCUUCAAGGCCAGGCUGCAGGAAUCCAACAGCAAAGUCAACCUGUAUGCCCUUGAGUCUCUACAGAAAAUCAUUCACUUUUUGAAAGACAACCUGUCGCAAGUGGUUAACAUCCUGGUCCCAGCAAUUGUUGACAAUCACCUCAACUCCAAGAACAACGCUAUCUACUCUGCUGCUAUUGGAGCUAUUGAUGCACUUAUUUCAAAUCUUGAUCACAUACUUCUUCUUCAGCCAUUCUGCACCAAGGCUCAGUUUUUAAAUGGCAAAGCAAAGGUCGAUCUUAUCGAAAAGGUUGCAGAUCUUGUGAAACAGCUCUACCCGCGCAAGCCCCAGAUGGUUGAACAGAAAGUGCUGCCUUUGCUGUGGCAUCUCCUGGGCACCUCUACCCACAGUGGUACCAUCCAUGGCCGGGGCGGCAGUGUGAGGGGUGCUACCGCCAACCUGUGCCAAGCCCUUUACGCCCACAUGGGGCCCAGCCUGAUCGACUACGCUGCUUCCCAGCCUGCCAAUGUCCACAAAGAUUUAAAUGAGAUGCUAAGGACUAAAUCCAAACACAUAGAAUAUGUUGGAAGAGAAGAACAUUAAUACUGACCUUACUUGAAGACAGAGAUGUUCUACAUUUCUUAUAGUGCCUGCACUUUUAUAUCAAUAAAGAGAAAGUCCUUGAGGAUUAGGAGCUCUUAUUCUUAUCUCAGUGAGAUUUCCUCUGGUACAGAAGCAUGGACAGUUCUAACAUACUGACAUCAGGUCUUACACACACACUCAACCUGCUCUCUUUGCACUUUGAAAUGGUAGCUCAUUAUGAUCGACUCAAUGAGUUUUACAUUUCAUCCCAUGAUUGUCAUUGUUUUUUUUCAUGAUCUAAACAUGUACUGUAGACAAAUCAGAGACACAAUUGCAGAAUGUAAAACAGAAAUGCACAAAAAGACGAGGAAGACAGGGACCUGAGAAGUGUAUAUUUUUGCUGUUUCAUCAAAUGUGAUGUGGCAUUUUCAAAAUAUUUGAUGUAAAUGUUUUGAAGAUUUGUGAAAUGAUAUUAACAUAAAUAGUACACAAUACUUUUGUACAGCUCAAAUGUGUAUUUGCACAGUAUUAGCUUCACCUGUAAUCGUAUGCUGUAUGAUGGUACAGUUUAUAAUUUAUCUAUUGUGUACUGGUUUGAAAGUUCUGUCAAUGAUUAUAAUGUGCUGAGCUGGUACUGUCUUUUUUUUUUUUGCAUGACCAAAAUUUACUGGCAGGAUCAAAAUUGUGUAUAUUUUUGUAAAGGAGAUAUAUAUGUACACUGAUGCCUAGAUCAUGGUCAGGUUUGCACCAGUUCUCCUUGAUGAGGACAGCAUGAAAGGAAGAGCUGUGGAGCUUUAUUCUGACAGUUGCCUGAGAAAUAGUGAGGACCUGGAUCUGAUUGCGUCUCAGUAUAGUGCCAGUCUUCAAGUAGCCUUUUAACUCAUUUAUUGUUAAAUUAUAUUGAACUUGUUUGUGAACAAGAUCAAAGACAGAUUGAUAUAUGAAUAAAGUGUUUUAUUUCUGUAAAA